Molecule: messenger RNA, 3143 nt
Organism: Cynoglossus semilaevis (tongue sole)
Lineage: Eukaryota; Metazoa; Chordata; Actinopteri; Pleuronectiformes; Cynoglossidae
Gene: gprin3b
Product: GPRIN family member 3b
Exons: 4
Coding region: 422-2470 (682 amino acids)
Biological process (GO): neuron projection development
Cellular component (GO): plasma membrane
Source: RefSeq, a predicted model, not a curated record
GUUUGUUUUUUUUAAAACAUCAACACCUCCACAGCUGUGUAGUACUGAGAAGCACCGACUUUGGUGUCAGUGAACCUCUGGAGGAUUCCGUGCUGCAGCUGAUACAGCACUGCCUCCUCCAUUCAUCCAUUCAUCGGGUUUUUUACUCUCCUGCACCACGUUGUUGUUGCUGCCGCUGCCUGGGCCACUGAACUCACGCUGAUAGGACAGCAGUAAAACAGCGGCGGCAGCAGCAGCAGCAUCAUCCAGUGGACGGACAGAGAUGACUCACAGCUCACGGGUUUAGCCUCAUCUCGGUGACACGGACGCGCCAACUGCAUUCGCGCGGUCGGGAACACACGGCAUCUCUGAAGGAACGUGAUAACGUCACUGUUUACAAGUUUGGAUUUCAACAAUAUUCCAACUCUGACUUAGUGGAAACAUGGGAACGAACCCAAAAAGAACAGUGACAGUCCAGAUGGUGCCUCAGCUGGCUGUGGUGGAUUCUCUGGGCAACAGGGAGUCAAACGCCAACUGCACUAAAGGGGCCAACCUCAAACUCCCUCAGGUUUGUCCCACGGCCCUCCUCACAUCCAACCACCACCACCAACAGGACGACGUGUCUUCAGCUGCUGUGUCCACCAACGUUGUCCCCCACACCCAACAAACAGCUGGUGAAGCGGCUCCGGCCAAUGGGAACCAGGAGAAACCCGAGUUUGUAAAAGGUGGAGACCAACAGAUGCCAGAAAAGUCGCUACCUGUCAAACGUGUGAGUGAGCCGGGAGGCAGCCAGACUGAUUCUAAUGCUAAUAUGAGAAUGUCGAGCCGAGGUGAUGAAAAGGAUAUCUGUAAAGCUGGCGUGCCAUCUGCCGUCACAGCGUCAGCGGUCGACAGACAGAGCAGUAACUGCAGAGUAAAAGAACCCAGUGCAAACCAGGCAGGAGAGCAGCGUGAAAAGACGGCGUCCUCGGCCACAACCGCAGCACCAGAGGACAAUAAUAAUUAUGUUUCUACAAAUGUGAAGAGUCCCACCAGCGUGUGUCAUUUACCACAAACUAAAUCUGCGGAGCAGGAUAAUAAAGGAAGUAUAUCCACUCCCCAAAAUAAGGACAUUGUUAUUUCACAGAAACACACAGAGCAAAUACAGAAUUCAUCGCAGCCCACACCUGGAACCAGCAUGAAAACGACGUCUCCCCGGAACUCCGCUGCAGCUAAAGAACCAGGGCCCGCAACAUCUAAUGUAACGAUGUCAAAGGAGGAGUUGAAAAUGGAGAAGAAACCAGAAGAAGAACCGCAGUUGGUGGCUUCACAGCAGACCUCCUCCUCCGUUCAAAACGUCAGUCAAACUAAGACGUCGGUCAGUGAAGGGCUGGAGCGGCCGCUCUCCAAAGUCUACAAGGAGGCGUCCACCAUGACCUCCUCCCUGUCGCCCACCCCGGUCAAGCAGUGUCAUGACAUGGAGGUGCAGGCGGUGGCCAACAUGUGCAGCAAAGCUGUGGCCACCAGCCCCAGCCUGCUGCCCUUCGCCGGCAUCCGCAGGCCGUGCAGUGGCGCGGGCCCCGGGGACGAGGUGCCGAGCCUGGCUGUGGUCUUGGUGGAGGACCGCGGGGUGGAGGUCCAGCAGGUGCACCUGCCUUCAGUCUCAUCUGAUUCAAGGUCAGAGAAGCUCACAGUGGAGGCAGAAAUGUGCUGUAACCAAAAUGCAGUCAAAUCACAAGCAGAUGGAGGACUUGGAGCCAAGCCCAAAGAGCCGGAGCCAGCUUUUUGUAACAUUCAGCCGGCCUAUCAAAUCAACAUUGAACACAAGGAGCAGGGAGACUCAGGUAACUCCCAGUGUAAAGCAGCGACUCAGAAAUCUGUGGCAAAAACAAUCAGUGCUCCAGCUCCUCUGCUCAAACCAGGGACAGCCCCACACAGCGCCGGUGUUUCCAAGUCUGGAUCUGCUGACAGUAACGUUACGGCGCCAUCCUCAGGUGCUGUUAAUUCAAAGCCUGACCAGAGCCUCAAAACAACAACAACAACAACAAUAACAACAACAACAAAGACAACAACAGGAAAAAACAAAUCCAAGUCUGAAGUCACUACAAACAAAGCAGAGAGUUCAAAAAAAAAAAGCAAAAACGCUGAGGGUAAAGCUGCCGUACAGAAGACGGAGAAGAAGAAAAACAAAGAAGAAGAGGACGAGCAGGCCGAGAAGCAGGGUGUCCAUGAUGUCGUCUGGGACGAACAAGGCAUGACGUGGGAGGUGUACGGGGCCUCGGUCGACCCGGAAUCCCUGGGCUUUGCCAUUCAGAGCCACCUGCAGUGCAAAAUUAAGGAGCAAGAAAGGAAACUGAUUGUGCAGACUUCCCUGCGAAAGUCGGUCUCUGACUCACCGCGACAUCGCAAGAAGAACAAAAGGAGGCAGCAGAACAUUUUCAGGUCAAUGCUGCAAAAUGUCAGACGGCCCAACUGCUGCGUCCGCCCCCCUCCCUCCUCUGUCCUUGAGUAGCACGGCCCAAAGAUAGCCGACGUCCUCCCCUGUUUUUCCUAGAGGUCAAAAUGUUUAUCCCCGCGUCCCGACUGCAAUACCGAGAGAAACAUUGACCUGGUGAUGAUCCCUGUGAGUAAGUACGUAAACUCUGGAAUGUUGUAGCAUAACGAGUCCAAAUACGUGUGAUGUUUGUGAUCAAAGAAUGUAGGAAAUAUUAUCUGAACGCGAACAACCCCAGAUUUAUUUUCUAGAAAUAGAUAUUAUAUUAAAGAGAUAGAAACUUCCGAAACUGAUUUUUGAACAACGCGGGCAAUAAUAGUGAAGAAAAGCAUGUAUAUUAGUUGAGAUGCCGGUUGUAUGUCCUAUAAACGACUCCAGAUCCUCACGUUGUACUGCACUGAUCAUAAAGAUUCACACGUUACUUCCUGUUUCAUUCGAUGCGUUUCUCUGGUUUCCAGGCGUUUACAGCGGCUGUGUUUUUGUUUUCAUUUACUUAUAGUAAGUGAUUCUGCUGUUCACCAAGAAGGGAUAAAAAUGCAUAUAUAUAUACAUAUAUACAGUAUAUAUAUAUAUUUAUCUGCUGUUGAUUCCUUGUUGUUUGUUUUUCUAUUAAAAACCCUCAAAAUUGGUUAACAAUUUUCAUUUCGCACGCAUCGACUGAGACCCCCUGAGAAGAAUUGUUUGAAACUAC